CAAUCAAAUGUCAAUGUCAAUUUACCAGUGUCAAACAAAUCAAGUACCUACCUACCGUGUCCUACAGUUUUGUGGAUUUCAUUGUCGAUUUUAUUAUAACGAAACUCUUGUAAUUUUAAUAGGAUAUUUAUUGGAAUUCAGUGAGCACGGCGCUAAAAUGCAGAGUGUAAUAAACACUGUAAAAGGAACUGCGUUAGGGGUAGCCGGUUAUCUUACACCGGUAUUGAAGGAGUCGAAGUUUCAAGAAACUGGAGUCCUUACUCCUGAAGAGUUUGUAGCUGCUGGAGACCACUUGGUCCACCACUGCCCCACCUGGCAAUGGGCAAAGGGUGAAGAGGCCAAGAUCAGGCCAUACUUACCAGCUGAUAAGCAGUUCCUUAUAACUAGGAAUGUCCCUUGCUAUAGGAGGUGCAAACAGAUAGAAUAUUGUGAAGACAAAGAAAAAGUGAUAGAGGAUGAACAUGAUGCGGACGGAGGGUGGGUAGACACACAUCACUAUGACAACGCUGGAUCUCCCACAGUUGAGGAAAAGGUAUGUGAGAUGACACUAGAAGCAGCUGACACCGGCGAAAGUGACGGUGAGGGGGCCGCGGGUGACCGUGAUGACGAUGAUGAUGAGGAAGAUGACGAGGAUGGAGAGGCUGAAGACAUGGAACAGUUCCAAGAGUCUGGACUUUUAGAUGAAGUGGACCCAUCAACAGACCUAGCACAGCGCAAGGAACCCAAAGCGAAGCCGGAGAAGAAGGCGAAGUCUGAUGGAGACGAGAUCGUUCGCACGAGGACCUACGACCUCCACAUCACGUACGACAAGUACUACCAAACCCCUAGGCUCUGGCUCAUUGGGUAUGACGAGGACCGCACUCUACUGAGCGUGGAGCAGAUGUACGAGGACGUGUCCCAGGACCACGCUAAGAAGACAGUCACCAUGGAGUCCCACCCACACCUUUCUGGACCUAGCAUGGCAUCCGUUCAUCCGUGCCGGCACGCAGAAGUAAUGAAGAAAAUAAUAGAGACUGUGACGGAGAGUGGAGGGGAAAUGGGAGUGCACUCGUACCUCAUAGUGUUCCUCAAGUUCGUGCAAACCGUCAUACCGACUAUUGAGUACGAUUUCACACAAAAUUUCGCCAUGAAUUAGACUAGCUUCUUAGUAGCUUUUGUAACGCGGCUCGCGGCGUAGCUUCACUGUGGGUUUUAAAUGUUUUUAAUCGAUAGUCUAUAAAAAUAACUGAUUAAAUGGCACGGCGGUACGACUGUUGAUUUCGACGAUAUUGCCUUGUUU
Molecule: messenger RNA, 1279 nt
Organism: Spodoptera exigua (beet armyworm)
Lineage: Eukaryota; Metazoa; Arthropoda; Insecta; Lepidoptera; Noctuidae
Source: the annotation of a GenBank genome assembly